ACAAACAAAACAACAAAUAAAAUGGUUUUUAAUGUUUAUAUUAUUUUUGUUGAUUGAAAACAAGUGACGGAUUUGUUGUGACCACUGAUGUGACACUUAAUUGUCUUCACGCAUACAUCUGUCAUCAUCUGCACAAACAUUUUGAUCCAAUUUUCAUCCAAAUAUCACCCGACAAACAGUCAUAUGAAGUGUCAUUCAAGUGAACUAUGAUUUGUCCCUCAAAUCGGUGUUGAAGUGACUUUUGUGACCAAUUGGUGGCCAUUAUUGUUGUCGAUAUCACUCUUCUGUUGAUAAUAUCAUUGUAUUGUUUGUGUUCAUUCAGUGACAAUGUCUGGUUUUGCCUCACAAACGUUGGAGAAGAAGUUGUCUGAUUUGAAUAACUCUCAGCAAUCAAUUCAAACGUUAUCACUUUGGCUGAUCCAUCACCGCAAACAUCAUAAGGCCAUUGUUCAGACGUGGUUUUCUGAACUUAAGAAGGCUAAAGCGUCGCGAAGACUGACAUUCAUGUAUUUGGCAAACGAUGUCAUUCAGAAUAGCCGUAAAAAAGGUCCCGAAUUUUCAAAAGAAUUUGGAGUUGUUCUCAAAUUGGCCUUUGAAUCCGUGGCUAAAGAUUCAGACGACAAGACCUUGUCUUCACUCGACAGGAUAUUAACCAUUUGGGAACAGAGGACUAUCUAUGAUGCGAAUGACAUCAUCUCAUUUAAGUCUGCCCUCACUCUCAGGAAGAAUCAACAGAUAAAUGAUAAAGAUGUUAAUAACACUAAUAAGACAAAUGACACAAAAACCUCUUUGGAUAAUAAAGUGGACACAAAAAUGACACAAAAACGAUCGGAAGAGCGUAAGAAAGAGAACCACAAGAGCUCUAAGAAUAACAAACACGAAAAGGGGGAAAAAGAAUCCAAAAAGCGUUCAAAUGAUUCAAAAGACACGAACGCCGCGAAAAAGAAGGCAACAAAUGAUUCAAAAAACUCGGUUUCCUUUAAGAAAAAAGUGGUAACAUUUGAGACUUUGAUGAAGUCGUCGACAAAAAAUGAUGAACCAGUUCUCAGUAGUGGACCAAUUGUUGACCCGGAAGCACUUAUUAAAGCCUUACAGCAGUUGGAAAAUUCUGCCUCAGCUGAUGCCGGUGUCCGACAAAAGAUUGCAAGUCUUCCGACCGAAGUUUUUGACGCGACUUUAUUAGAGAAAAUUCGUGAUAAAUUGUCUGCCGAACGACUGACCAAACUGGUCGAUGAGGCCCGGGUUCUAUUGGCUGACUAUAACGCACGGUUGGCACAGGAACUGGAAGAUAGAAAACAAAUAUCAUUAUUAUUAAAGAAUUACACACAAAAUCAAAGGUAUGCGCUGUCAUUAACUGAACAAAAGCUCAACGAAUUCAAAGACAAACUCCGGAAAGUUAUUCACGUGAGGAAUGAGCUAAAGUCUCAUCUCCAGAAUUUGCCUGAUUUGAGUCGAUUGCCAUCAGUGACUGGUUUGGCACCACUUCCCUCAGCGUGCGAUCUCUUUAAUGUUGCACGUGAUAACAUGAUGGGAGUCAACACUGCCGGCUCUGUUAGCUCAUCCGUAUCGCCUAAUGAAAGCAAUGCAUCGCCCAUUGAUUUCGGGACACCCGGCAGUAAUACCAGUUAGUAGCUAAAACAACAAUUAUCAUUUAAAAACAAAUUAUACAGUAAAU
Oppia nitens is the source of this 1675-nucleotide messenger RNA. Its product is annotated as regulation of nuclear pre-mRNA domain-containing protein 1B-like. Gene Ontology annotation, biological process: mRNA 3'-end processing. The record is from RefSeq and is a predicted model, not a curated record. NCBI's taxonomy places the organism in Eukaryota, Metazoa, Arthropoda, Arachnida, Sarcoptiformes, Oppiidae. Gene Ontology annotation, molecular function: RNA polymerase II complex binding. The coding region runs from base 328 to 1629 and encodes 433 amino acids. Gene Ontology annotation, cellular component: RNA polymerase II, holoenzyme. The transcript has 3 exons.